UUCACCAUCCGUGCAACCAUAACAGGAUAAAAUAAUUUUCACACCCAAAAAACAAAACUAAAAGAAACCAAAACUCAAGUAAAGAGCUCCCAGAGUCACCCAUUUCCGAUUCUCAAGAGCUUCAAUCUUGAGCUUCAUAGAUUAGAGAGAGACAGAGAAAAACAGAGGCCAAAGGUGAAGAUGAUGCUACCCGCGAAGCCCAUAUCGAGUCCGGGUCGGAGCGACAAGUUCCCGCCGCCGUUGAUGAGGUUUCUGAGGACCAAUGCCGGGAGCAAAAGCCGAGGUCGGUUACGUUCGAGUCCGAUGUUUGUGAGGAAGAAGAACGCCACCGCUGUUGAAACCCAAGAGCCUUCUUCUCCCAAAGUCACCUGCAUGGGCCAGGUCCGGGUCCGCCGUGCCUCCUCCGCGGCUUCUUCCCGACCCGGAAGGGGGAGAAGGGCCGGAGCUUCGACCCGGAAAAGGUGCGGGUGGAUCCAUAACGCCGUGUUCUGCAGCGACUUUCCCGGCAAAAUCAAGCCCAAAUCUUGCAGGCACCUCUGGCGGAGAUGGGUGCCGUUUUUUCAAGCUGGGUUUUGCUCCAGAGCUCAAAUUGAAGAUGACCCACCGAAAAUUGAGACCCGAAUUGGGGAAGAAGUCCGAGGGUUUAGUUCUGAUGAAGAAGAAGAAGAACGUGAAGAACAAGAAUUUGAGAGAAAAGCCAAGGUGUUUGCUCUUGCUGCUUCUUCAUCAUCACCGCCGAAGAACGCUUUGCUAUUAACUCGGUGUAGAUCUGCGCCGUACAGGUCGUCUUCUUUGGCUUGUAGAUUUUGGGGCUCACCAAACAGAGCUGAAGAAGAAACAGGGGAAGAAGAACAAGAACAGAGCAAAACAGGGGAGGAAGAAGAAGAAGAACAGAGCAUUGGAAACAGAGAAAAUGAGAGACCCCAAUCAGGACGAGAGUCCACUUCGGAUCAAGAAUCGAGAAUUGAGCAGAAAAACGAGGACAGGAUUGAAUUUUUCAAGGGAUUGGAGAACUCAAUCAGAGAGAGAAUGGCCAAGUCUGCAAGCAUUGAAGAUUCGAAAGAAGGGGAGUUUGGAUCAGAGUCAGCUCGGCCUUUGAUCCUCACAAGGUGUAAAUCAGAACCAGCAAGCAGAACAGCGGCAGAGAAACUCGACCCAGAUUCCUUGAUUCAUUCCCACCAAGUGUUUGUGAUUAAUUAGUAUUCAAUUCGGUCAUCUGUUUUCAAUUUCGUUUGUUUAAUGUUAGUAUCUGACUGAACAGUGAAUAUAGUUUUCAAAUCUU
Argentina anserina (silverweed cinquefoil) is the source of this 1282-nucleotide messenger RNA. RefSeq lists its product as uncharacterized. Bases 181 to 1200 code for a protein of 339 amino acids. Lineage: Eukaryota; Viridiplantae; Streptophyta; Magnoliopsida; Rosales; Rosaceae. The transcript has a single exon. The record is from RefSeq and is a predicted model, not a curated record.